Molecule: messenger RNA, 504 nt
Organism: Penicillium expansum
Lineage: Eukaryota; Fungi; Ascomycota; Eurotiomycetes; Eurotiales; Aspergillaceae
Exons: 1
Coding region: 1-504 (167 amino acids)
Source: RefSeq, a predicted model, not a curated record
AUGCCUCUCCCAUUCGAAUGCGAGCCCUUCUACAUGCGCCCCCUCCUAAUGAUCAAAUCUAUCACCGGGGGAUUCUUCACAAUAUUGAUCUACUUCGUCAUCCCAAUAGCCGUGGCGGCCGCCAUAAUAUUCGCCAUCGGCUUGGUAUUCUUCGUUAUACUUGCCGCGGUGUUUGGCUGGGCUCCUAGUUCUAAGGAGAUUAGAGCGAAGAGAGAGAAAGAGAAGAGGGAGCGAGAACGAAAAGAGCUCGAGAGUGAUCAGAACAACCGUGAGCAAGAACAGAAGGAGGACCAGGGAAAAAUAGAUGCAUAUCUAUUCACCGCGCCUCUUCCGACAACGGCGAGUGGUCCCGGUGGUACCUAUGACCUGGAGAAGCGUCUUGAGAUUGAGCUUGAGCUUCUUGGGGAAAUGGUUGUUGCUAGGAAGGAGAGGUUGGCUACUUUGAGGACGACGCAUUCGGAGGAUGAUUCUUCGUACUUGGAGGUUUUGGAGAAGCUUGAGUAG